Molecule: messenger RNA, 6561 nt
Organism: Malurus melanocephalus (red-backed fairy wren)
Lineage: Eukaryota; Metazoa; Chordata; Aves; Passeriformes; Maluridae
Gene: KLF7
Product: KLF transcription factor 7
Exons: 5
Coding region: 1-1602 (533 amino acids)
Biological process (GO): regulation of transcription by RNA polymerase II
Molecular function (GO): RNA polymerase II cis-regulatory region sequence-specific DNA binding; DNA-binding transcription factor activity, RNA polymerase II-specific
Source: RefSeq, a predicted model, not a curated record
AUGUUGCAGGGCUCGGCUCCAUCUUUAAGGCGGGCGCCCCUCCCGCGGGCGGUGCGCAGCCGGGCCCCCGCGUCCUGCCGCCCGGCGGCUCCCCUGGUCCCCGCCGGGCUCCAUUUCCUUCCCUCCCCCCCGCCCCUGUUUGCUGGGCGCCGUCCUCCUCUUACCGGUUACCAGGCUGCUCCGUCACUGCUUUCGUUCGCGCCUGGGAUCUCGCCGCAGUUUUAUUCUCUCCCCCACGCGCUCCCAGCCCGGCGACAGGCAGGCAGCGGCCGACUGAGGAGCGCCAGCCAGGGAGCAAGCGCCGAGAGCGCCCGGCCCCGCACGGAAACCGCCGAGCGCUCACGGAAAGCGCCGAGCGCCCGGCAGGCGGCGGGAACGGCCGAGCGCGCCGCCGGCCCCCGCGGAAAGAGCCGAGUGGCCGCGGAAACGAACGAAGCGCCCCGGAGGGGGAGGCGGAAAGAGCCGAGCGGGCGGCGCGAAAGCGCGAGCGGCGCUUCCGCCCCGGGGCGGCCCGCGCGGGAAGCACCGAGCGGAGCUGCGGGGGGAGUGGGGGGGGGGCAGGGCGCGCGCUCACCCCCCUCCCCCCCUCUCACCCCUCCCGCCGUGCGCGCGGCCGAGGCKGCCGGAAACUCGCGAGCGCUCACGGAAGCGGCCGAGAGGACCCGGAGGCGCGUGUCGGAGCGCGCGCCCGGUUCCCCUCAGGCACCCGCGCCCCCCGCCCGUUUCAGCGCAGAUUCACAGAAUCCAUCGGGCUGGAAAAGAUCCCUGGGAUCGUGGUUUCUCUCCCUCCCCCUCUGCCUUUCCUUUCUGCAGACAUGCCUGGAAUUGGAGCGAUACCUUCAGACUGAACCGCGGAAGAUCUCUGAGACUUUUGGUGAGGAUUUGGACUGCUUUCUUCAUGCCUCCUCAGCUCCAGAUGCAGAGGACAGUAUCCGACGGCUGGACCCCAUCCUUUUGCCGGUGGAGACGAGUACAUGUGACAAAAGCACCAACAUGGACAUUAUUCUGUCACGUGACAAACUGCUGUCUGAGACGUGCCUCCGCUCGCAGUCCACCAGCUCUUCCACAGAAGGCUACACAGCCGUCAAUCAGGCCCAGCUCAAUGCAGUAACCUCAUUAACCCCUCCUUCCUCUCCAGAGCUCAGCCGCCACCUCGUAAAAACCCCACAGACUCUCUCAGCGGUGGAUGGCACAGUGACGUUGAAAUUGGUAGCCAAGAAAACUUCACUCAGCUCGGUGAAAGUGGGUGUAGCAACAGCAACUGCGGGGACAAUAAAAAGUGGGCAAAGUGACAGUGAGCAAGGAGGUACAGGGACAGAAACAUCCCCAGAAAAUAAGAAGAGGGUUCAUCGCUGUCAAUUUAACGGGUGCCGGAAAGUUUACACAAAGAGCUCCCACUUAAAGGCUCACCAGAGGACUCAUACAGGUGAGAAGCCUUACAAGUGCUCGUGGGAAGGGUGCGAGUGGCGUUUUGCACGGAGUGACGAGCUCACGAGGCAUUACAGAAAGCACACGGGUGCAAAGCCCUUUAAAUGCAACCAUUGUGACAGGUGUUUCUCCAGGUCGGAUCACCUCGCCCUCCACAUGAAGAGACACAUCUAAMUGUCAGUCAGCUUGGCAUGGAUGUCAUCUGGGCUAAGUGUUGUGAGAUGGAAGUGGAACUCAAGUUACAACGUGCUACCUUACAGGAGAAGAGAACUUGAUCCCAUGUAAUCCUGUGUACAGGGACCACAUGCUCACGCUGUCAUGCACCCGGUUACACUUCAAUACAUACGUCRGUUCUUUUAUGCCUUGCCCCAGCUGGAUGGGAGAAGAUGCAGGCGAGGAAAUGGUAUAGAGGUGAAAUCAGUGAAAAAGAACAAUKGCUUACAGUACUUCAUCCCUCUUGGAUUUGUUUCCUGUUUUUGCCAAUGGAAAUCAAAGAAAACGGAGGAGGCUUCCCUGCAGGUGGACGGCAAUAGGAGGGGCUUAUCUAACUUGCUUCUCAGYGCAACUCAGUAGAAGAAUAUGACGUCUUGAAGUUGCAUAUUUGUAGCACUAACUUUCUUUUUAAAUAGGUGGGGGGAAMACAAUGACCUAGAAAACCAAAUCCCAGUUUGGUAGCCAAAAUUAACCUCUUGUUUCUUUGUUCUUUGUCUGRGAAUUCCUAAUGUUCAGUGCAUCAGACUUCUCACAGACACUUUGAUCUGUCUUAGUUUUGGUUCUUAUUCCUAGAACUGAGCUACUGAGAUCCUUUUAAGUCAGUACCAGUGGCCUUAAUGGCAGUAGAUUGUGGAGUGACACUUGUGACACAAAUAUCCUCUUUUUGACCUGAGUUUAUGUAGACUCCACAGAGGAUUAUAUUUUUGUUGGUUGUUUUUAUUUAUUUUUUUUUUUGGCUAUUGCACAAGAUAUGCACUAGGGACUCUGGAAGCUGCUGCCACGAUGGCUAAGUAGCCAAGGGAUAAASCCCUGAGAUACAGCACCUAAUAUCUCUGUAAGCCUCACCUUAUUGCCAUAGCUAGGACUUCUUGUUUAUUUUUUGAACAAAAAACGUUAAAAGCUUGUUUGGAAGCUUAAACCUUUUUUCUCUUUUCUCCACAAACAAGUGAUCUUCAGAACUCCUUGUCUUCACCUGGAUAUCAGUCUGGGACUGGCCACACAGGCAUGACUACAGGAUUCCUUCUACAUCAUGUGAGCAUGUUAGCCACAACCCACGGUGAUUUAGUGGUGAAUUAUGUURCUUUUUCUUGCAGUUCUUCUAUUAAUCAAUUUAAAACAUUUGACUUCUCUUGUGUAAAGAGCACCUGCAGACGUUUUCAUUUAAACAUAAUGUUUGUUGAGCAUCUUACACACAAAAAAAACCCCAAGCCAAAAAUCCUAUUCCAAUCUCUGAGUAGGAAAUCAAGAACCUCUUCCAAGUACAAUGGCUUCAUUCAGCAUUAGCCCAUUAAAGAAAUUAUCAAAGUCCUGCUUUUCCAUUCAUCAAGAUKAUGCUGUAGCCCACUCCUAUAUGAAAAAAUGUAACCAUGUGAGCGGUGAUGGAAGGGAUUUUACAUACAGCAGUGAGGCAUUUCCARAUGAUUGGUCUAAAGUAUUACUAAGCUAGAGGUCCUUUUUGGCCUACGGUGUGAAUCAUCAAGGAAAAGUGAAGGUCUCAUSCUAAUCCUUCCAUCCUAUUGAUAAUUUUAUUUCUUUGCCUCAAAGUGGAUUAAAGUCUUCAUUACAGAARGAAAAAAAUCCCUAAAAAAUGUAUUGUCAUAACUUGUGUUUGAACAUAUUUGGCACUGGCCCUGACUCCAAAGACUGCAUUUAGGACCAUAAAAACGGCCUAUGCAAGCAGGCAGGUGAUCAUUAGGUUGUAUAUUUUGUAUAUUGUGGGACCAUCCUUACAAGAGGUGUCUAGAAAUGCGACAAAAUAGCGCAUGAUCCACAGAUGGUUGCUGCUCUUUUAUAAUGUAUUAACCAACUGCCCUUCUUUGACUGUUUUGACUCAUUGACUGUUAAAUAUUUCCCUUAAUUUAUGUUUUGGGAGGUAAAAUUGGACUCUUAAGGGGGAAAAGGAGCAAACAAGAAACUCAAUAGAUGUUUAAGAGCUGUCACCGGGAUCCUUGGCACUUGAAUUCUCAGCAUUUUGCAGCCUUUGGUUCCAGUGAGACAUUGAAUUURUUCAAAAGAUGCUGGUUUUCCUCACAGUUUUCACAAAACACUGUGACUGUCAACUGAACACUUUGGGGACGGGGGGAGAUACGAUGUCUGGCCCAUAUGACAUGAAAUAUGGACCAAAAUCUAACCAUCUUUUAGGGACAAUGAUGUAAUAUUCGUGAUUAGAGCAUGAGAGAGAGUGAACGAAAGUCAGAAAGAGAGAACAAAAAUUGAAUUUAUUCCAAAGAUUUAAAACUAACUAUACUCUAUAUGUGUAUAUAUAUAUCCUUAUAUAUAUAUAUGUAUACAUUUAAAAAUUGCAGAGCAGUGCUUGUUGACAAUCUCAUAUUUCUCUACUUCUGUAUUUGCAUACUUUUUAUGGCCAUUCCACCCAGCUGUUCCACUGGGACUGAGAGCCCUAGAAUCCGAUUUGUGUUGGAAUAUAUAGAGCAUCCUGCCAGAUCACAGAAUCACAGAGUAUCCUGAAUUGGAAGGGACCCACAAGGAUCAUCAAGUCCAGCUUCUGGCCCAGGACACCCCAGGAAUCCCACCAUGUGCCUGAGAGCAUUGUCCAGACGGACAAGCUUGGGGGCUUGGGGGCUUGGGGCUCUGACCACUUCCCUGGCAAGCCUGUUCCAGUGCCCAAACACCCUCUGGGUGAAGAAUUUUAUCCYAAUGUCCAGCAUGAACCUCCCCUGACACAGCUCCAUCCCAUUCCCUUGGAUCCUGUCACUGGUCAGCAGAGAGCAGAGAUUGGUGCUGCUCCUCUGCUGCCCCUCAGGAAGAUGUCUAAUGGGAGCAGAAACCUCAGCUGUGAGAAACUGUAGAGCAUCCAGUGAGUGCAUUAGAUUAGAAAAAGUAUAAGAAAAUCCUAGAAUUUCCUUUCUUAGUGUCCUACAGUUUAUACUCUCGAAUUCUCCACUGCGCUGUUAAUUGGCUGUGAACCUGCAUAAAUAUCCUCCUUUGUCCUCUGAACACACCUGCCUUUAGAUGUGUUAUCAGUAGUCUACAAACCUUAAUUAUUAAGUCUAUACUAGACUCCAGUUKUCAUUUAUGGUCUUGUUGGCAUCUUAUUUAAAUAUGCCAGAACAAGGGUCCUAAUGGAAAAAAAAUGCUGAAAUACAUGUUUACUUUGUUCUAAAGGCAGGCCUAUAUCUAAAUCACAGAUCCAAAUAGCCUAAAAAACAUAAAAAGAAGGGAGGUAAAAGGCAGAUUUCAAAUUUCUCAGGCUUUGUAGUGGGCCUUGAACUCUGAAGCCAAAAUCUGAGCUUUGGAACCACCUCUUAUGUUUAAAAAGGGAGAUAUUUUUUCACCUGUAUAUAUGGUGUACUCAGUCAAUCUCUUGACUUCAGUUUUUGGGUGCUCAUAUGCAAAUGUCUUAGUCAUUACUAAAAUCUUGAAUUGUAGCUUUGGUGUUUUAUAGAAGGAGUCUCCAUUUUGGAAAGACAUAAUUAGUGACACAUUCCAAGACUGKUUUUUUUACAAUGACAAAUUUUGUUUCUUUGCAGAUAUUUUAARCUGUACACUUCAAACUUAUGUGGUCUGUUAUAGUUAGUUCCUUUUUGGGCCCAUGUCUCCUUGCUGAAGUUGUACACUUGUCCUCUCUCUGUAAAUUAUUAGUAGAAUCAGACUAAAGAGGAAAGGCUCUGUAUAAGGUUUUGUGAGAGCAAACUCAUAAACAAAUGAUUUGAUGACAGUUGAGGACUGAGUUAUCCAGCUGUAGAAAGGAGAAGCUUUACCUUGUGUCAUUCAAUGCUAGAUUUUAGAAAGGAGAAGCUUUACCUUGUGUCAUUCAAUGCUAGAUUUAUACCUAUCUGCAAAACAGAAGCCAUUAUAAGAAAGUCCAAUAGAGGUUUCCAAGGCUGUGGAACUAUAGGAUGAAAACAAAUUGAACUAAAAGUCUCACAAAAUAGUGGAUACAGAGGAAGCAACUAAAACAAAUGUGUGUUUUUGUGAUUAGCUAAAUAAUACUUUGGAGCAGAGCAUUCAAUCAUAGAAUCRUGCAUGUGGAAAGGGGCCUCCAGACACUGUCUUAGUCAACCUCCAACUAGAGCUGGUUGCUCAUGGCCAUAUCCAGCUGUGUUUUAAAUCCCCAAGAAUGGAAAUUCUGCAACCUCUCUGUGCAAGCUGUUCAGUAUUUAAUCACUUCUAUAGUAAAAAAAAAAAAAAAGAGAUCUGUGUGUCAAGUGGGAAUUUUCCAUAUUCGAAGCUGUUUUCAGUGCCUCUUCCACUGUGCACCUCCAAGAACAGUCUGGCUUCUCUACAGUCUUGGUUAGGUAUUUGGAGAUAGCAAUAAGAUCUACACUUACCCUUCUCUUCUUAAGGCAGAAUCAUGUCUCUGAGCCUCUCUUCAUCCAUCGUGUGUUCCACAACCUGCAUGGUGACUCUCUGCUAGACUUCCUCCAAUAUGUCAAUCAUUUUCUUAAAAUAGGGAGACCAGGACAGAAUAUUCCAGAUCAAGAUGUGCUUUGUAUGUUACAGUGUUGAUAUAAUUUAUUUAUUCUGGAUUUUUUGAUUAUCUAAUUGAGACAACUUACACUUGAAGACAAGAUUCUAUUUUGAAAACUGACUAAUAAAAAUAAUUCAGGAAGCACCAGURUAAGUAGUUUUCUAAUCAAAUUUGCUGAAUCUUUGCAUACAAAUAUGCUUAUAGAAGUAUACUCCUAUACUGCUGGCUUGAGGCCUGGCAAGUAAAAUUCUGUUUUUCUCAACAUGAUCAUUGAUGGUUUACUUUAAACUAAAAAUUUAUUGUUUCAUUUGUAUUAUAUCAAAUAUAAAGACAYAUGAUGUUGUAUUUUAGUCACUUUUUAUAUUAAAACAACACUUCAGUGCAUCUUUGUUCAGUUUGGUUUUCCCCUUAGGAGAUAAAGAGCAACAUAAAAUACCAUAUCUAUUUUAUAAAGAUUGGUCUAACAGAAAAGUGGAAUGCAGAAUCCA